CAGGCAGAGCUUUAUUUAAAUUAAUCUCACAAACAUGUCGAAAAUCUUAGCUCUUCUAACGAUUAGUUACGUUUUUUUCCAAAUAAAAUGUGUCAAUUCGGCCCAACACACGUACAAUUUGGGUAGAAAUAGUGCAGUUGUUAAUACAGGUGUGCAUAAGUGUGCUAAUGGAAGAAACAGUGAAGUUACUUUUUCGGUGGACGCUACUUUGCAUGCCAAGAGCACUACUAGAACGAAUUUUGGAAACGGGAAAAACGUGAACAAUCGGAUGCGUGAACUGAAUUCACAAAGAUCCGACCACAAAGGACAUAUUUUGGCGUCGGUUUUCGGAGGACCAGCACAAAUAUGGAACUUGGCACCGCAAGCAGACAACCUCAACAGGAAAUAUCGGUGUAGGACGAGCAUUUUGAACGUUUGGUAUGAUUGUGAAAAAUGGAUAUUGAACGAACUGAACUCUAAGCGGAAUUUGCCAGUACGCGUAAAGGUACGUCUCAGCUAUAAGGAUAGGAGCUGCAGACCGACCCAUUGGUCUAUUGAUGCCAGGUCUAGAAGUGGCAGCGGAUGCCAGGCGUUGAACAUCCGGAAUGGCAAUCUGCCUUUUGGUGCCUGCCAACGUGCUGGAUAAUCUCUGGAUAUUUUUAUUAGUUUUCUAAUUACUAUAAUACUCCUGUUUUACUUAAUUUAUAUCUAAUAUAUAUUUUUAUAAUCAGACUGUAAAUCUAGCUUAUGAAAGAUGAUAUUAAAUUUAUAGUAACUCUAU
Messenger RNA from Sitophilus oryzae (rice weevil), 760 nucleotides. RefSeq lists its product as uncharacterized. The record is from RefSeq and is a predicted model, not a curated record. Lineage: Eukaryota; Metazoa; Arthropoda; Insecta; Coleoptera; Curculionidae. The transcript has 3 exons. The coding region runs from base 35 to 625 and encodes 196 amino acids.